This is a messenger RNA of Boeremia exigua, 1110 nucleotides long. RefSeq lists its product as uncharacterized. Bases 1 to 1110 code for a protein of 369 amino acids. The record is from RefSeq and is a predicted model, not a curated record. The transcript is spliced from 2 exons. Lineage: Eukaryota; Fungi; Ascomycota; Dothideomycetes; Pleosporales; Didymellaceae.
AUGCGAGACGAAAUCCCUCCUCAAUUCCCAGAUGGGCCACCCACCCUGGAUCUCACCAAAAGGCGAUCGCCAGUCCUUACUCUGACCGAGCGAGCGCACCUGGAGCGCCUCCUAGCCCACAAAAUCCGCAGCAUCCCACCAGGCCACCUCCCCAACCUUUCGCUGGACGAUAUCAUAGACCGCACCGAGAAAAUAAACCUGGCUAACGUGCCGCAAGACAUCGGUCUCGCGUUCUUGCUGCGCUACCGUGAGGCACUGGACAGCGUUGUACUAGCAAAGCAAGACUGGGAAGACAACAGCGAAGGCAACUACGGCGAUGCAAACGAGCAAACCGGGACCACGAGCCUCAACCUUGUCCGAGCAACCUGGUUCUACCGCCUUGAUCCCGUGCGCCAGUUUCAGCGCUACCACGACACCGCCCGCUGGAACAUCGCCCUCUACACCGCGCUCCUCACGCACCACGCCCUCGCCUCAAUUCCCACCAACAGCGACACAUCGCGUUCCCCGGCACACAGACGACGCGUCGAAGCCGGCGCCCCGCGCGUCGAUCUAUCGCCUGCAGCUGUGCGCUUCAUAACGGCGUAUCUCGCUGCCGUGUUCGAGCACCACACCUCCUCUUCCUCCUCCCAGUCCUCCUCCUCUUCAUCAAGGGAAGCCUUCAUUCGCCUCCACGCCUCCUCGCCCCUUGACCUCUUCACCCCGCACAGAUCGUGGGCGAAGAAGACGCUGCAGCGCGAGAUGAAGUGGCUAAGGGUGGCAUGGGAGGACGAGAUUUCGCGUGCAGGCGCACGGUUGUCGCGGGCGGCGUUUGAGGGCGGGAUUGGGCUGUUGGUGGGGAGUUUGGUGCCAGGGCCAGGAGGGGCAGGGGCAGGGGCAGGAGGAGGGUUAGGGCGGGAUGCAGAUGUGGAUGUAGGCGGGGGAGGGGAGAACGAGUUGCUUGAGGCGUUGAGGGUGCGGUAUGAUGGCGAGUCGCGCGGGGGAAAGAGGGGAGAGGAGGGGGUGAUGGUUUGUGAUCUGCGCAUGGCGGUUGCUUGUGUUCAAAGUGUGAGGCCGAGGGACAUGUUGCCAGUGUUGGUGCGGACAUUUCUGCCUAAGGACGGUGAGAGGUGA